UCAUUUUGCAGCUUCAGCUUUAGAUGCUGUUUUAAACUUUUAACGUUAUGAUUACAAUUGUAAUAUUUGGAGCUCGCCCAACUACAACUUCCUUCUAGCUUCUAUCACUCUUUCACUCUUUUAAAUUUUUUAUUCUUCGCUAGUAAAAAAUGCAUAGACAAGCCAAUGGCUCCUAUUGACCCUUAAACAACGCGUUAAUUGCUUUUCUACCCACGAAAUAUGCCAUCCCGCAAUGCUCGACCAAAACCUCCCCCGAACGAAUACAAAACUAUUGCGGCGGAAUGGGCCCGUGCAAAGCGAUUAAAGGAGGCUGAGGCUGCUCGAAGUGCCGCGGGAAGUACUGCAGGAAAGAAAGAUGAUUCUUCCGCCGAGGAAGCCCAACGCGUCGCUCUCGAAACUCGACGAAAGAAGGCCUUUGAUCGUCGCUCAUAUUGGACACUGGGCUUUUGGGCCUGGCUACUGUGUAUACAUGCUGUGGGAAUAGUAUUAUUUACCGGCGGUUUUCUUUUGAGUAGACUGGUUUUAGACGGCCGGUCCGAGUGCGACAAACCACCGAUCCAGCCAUUAUUAGAGUGGAAAGGGAGGGGCACCGUAGAGGGUGGAUGUUGGCACCCUAAGACCUUCGAAAAAGCUGUCAUUGUUUUGAUAGAUGCUUUGCGAUACGAUUUUACGAUACCGUUCGAAGACGAGAGCAAUGCCGAAGCCUACCAUAAUGCGCUCCCUUUUCUCUACGAAACGUCACUACGAUCCCCUCAAAACGCUGUCCUCCGCCCAUUCAUUGCGGACCCACCAACCGCUACCCUACAGAGAUUGAAGGGCCUGACGACCGGAACAUUGCCCACAUUCAUCGAUAUCGGUUCUAGCUUCGCUGGCACAGCUAUAGAAGAGGACAAUCUAUUGAUGCAAUGGAAAGAUCAAGGGAAGCGGAUUGUACAUUUGGGAGAUGAUACGUGGACCGCUCUUUUCCCAGACUACUUCGAACCGAAUAUCAGCAGAGCCUACGACAGCUUCAAUGUUUGGGAUCUACACACUGUUGACAAUGGGGUUCUGGAUCACAUAUUCCCACUAUUGAAGUCUGAGCAAAAGCAGAAGUGGGACGUUCUUAUAGGACACUUUCUUGGGGUGGAUCAUGCAGGCCAUCGGUAUGGGCCAAAUCAUGCCGCUAUGACCGCCAAGCUCCAGCAGAUGGACCUUUUCAUUCGGGACCUCGUGAAGGAGAUUGACGAUGAUACUUUAUUGGUUGUGAUGGGUGAUCAUGGAAUGGACCCCAAAGGUGACCAUGGUGGUGAAAGUGAUGAUGAAGUUGAAGCUGCUCUGUGGAUGUACUCAAAAAGGCCCGUAUUCGGUCGUACAAAACCUGAGUUCGCGACACCACCAGCGACGGCCAAAAUCCGGCCAGUGAACCAGAUUGACCUGGUUCCGACCCUUGCACUACUCCUAGGUAUUCCUAUACCGUUCAAUAAUCUUGGACGACCAAUCGAAGAAGCCUUCGCUGGUCUGAAAGGAAAUGCGUGGAAUCACCUUGCUGCUGCCUCUAGUGUGGCAUCUGCAGGAAUUAGGAGGUAUCAAGCAGCAUACUUCAAAGCCCGUGGUAUUGAGCAAAGCACCAAGCCUGGGUCGCCCGCGUCGCUCUGGGAAAAGACAGAGGUCCUUGUCCAGUCAAGCACAAAAUCUAAGCCGUGGGAAACUCUGUAUGAUUCCUACACUGCUUACCAAGAGGAGACCCUAAGAAUCUGCAAGGACCUCUGGGCCAGAUUCGACAUCCCAAAGAUGAUAUUGGGAAUUAUAAUAAUGGCACUUGGCGUCGUCAUAUUAUUAUUCUACGUCUCUAGGGACGAAGAUGAGGAUUUCGCAGUAUUGGACGAUGCCGAGCUAGACUUCGCUGAGAAGAGCUUAGAAUUACAAAAUUCGACAGCAGAACCCGAAGUCGGAUCUUAUAAAAACUUGACUAGGUCACUCACUAAGGCGGGAUUCCUAAGUGGUGGGUUAAUAGGACCUCUGAGUGCUGCAUUUGUUAAAUUCUCGGGGUCCGAAGACUGGCUACUAGCCGCUGCCGCAACAGCCAUUGUGAGUCUGCUUGCUGUAGCUGGCACUCUACUAAAGGUCCGGGGAAGAAUUAUACUUAACCUCUUACCGAAUACCUUCUGGGGUUGGCUGUCCGUUGUUUUUACAUUGAGUCAGUCCAUCGGCUUUGCGUCUAACUCAUAUACCAUCUGGGAAGAUUCUAUUUCAUUAUUCUUCCUUUCAACUUUCGGUAUUGCAAACGCCGUCGCUGCGCUUCAGCGGCCCUCAAUUCGUGACCGAUCUUUGGGCGUCUACCACUCUAUUGUGUUCGUCGUUCUUGUGCGCCUGGCUUCCUUCUCAAAGCUUUGCAGGGACGAACAAAUGCCCUACUGUAAAUCAACCUAUUAUGCAUCUGCCAACUCCUCGACAUCGGCGCCUUGGCAACUCGUCAUACCUUUCGCCAUUUUCCUUCUUUUGCCAUCUAUAGUCAAAUCUUAUAUGAAGAUCUCACGGUCAUAUGAAGGCCUUGCACCUGUGUGGAUUGGCUACGUCUUCCGAGCUGGUCUCUUCCUCUCCGCUAUUUACUGGACCAUUGAUACUGCGCAGAGUGCGGAAUGGAUCAUCACCUCGCUUCCAGAGAAGGUGCUGAAGACUAUUAACGUUUCUAUCGCUCAGCUGGUUCUAGCUUUGGCUUUCGUGGCCGGCACGACCGCAUUCGCAUGGGCACCUCCCUGCGUCUCUAUCCUUACCACGUCAGCCAACAACCGAACAGCACAAAUUACCGUACUUGGCUACGGCAACACGAAUGGUGCCCGUUACCUACUCCUCUUGGUCAACAUCACCGCCGGAUGCAUCCUCCUCUCAAAACCCAUGGGAGGCGGCGCCAUCGCCAUUAUGCUCUGGCAAAUCCUCUCUCUGGUCGAGCUCAUUGACCUCAACGACUUAUCAGCCGAGACCGUCGGCCCGGUGACACUCGCCCUGUUGGGUAACUUUCACUUCUUUAAGACGGGUCACCAAGCCGUUAUCUCAUCUAUCCAGUGGGACAGUGCUUUCGUCCCGCUACUCACCCUUCGAUACCCCUGGAGUCCUCUCGCAGUCGCUAUAAACACCUUCGCGGGCCAGGCUCUGGCGUGUAUCGCCGCGCCUCUUGCGGUCAUGUGGAAGACCUCACCAAAACGGAAAGGCGUCUUGGAGGCUUCGAGUCGCGCGCUUGCGGCGCUUGUUGCGUACUACGCUGUGCAGAGCCUAGCGACCAUGGCCUGGGCCGGGUACCUAAGACGGCAUCUUAUGUUAUACCGUGUCUUUAGCCCACGGUAUAUGAUGGCUGCUACGGUGUUGCUAGUUGUCGACCUCGUAGGGAUUGGGGUCACACUAUUGGGUGUUAGGACGAAUGUCCUAGCAAUUGGGGAGAUUUUUGGGUUUGCUGAUUAAAUGCUCGUGAUACCUGAACUAGAUUACGGAGGUGCCUAGAGGGAUAGAUCUCCCAGAUGUGGUGAACGAUAGAGAAUACGCCAUAAUUCUACGGAUAUUGAGACGACGCGUCUAUCCGAAAAUCGUGGCUUGCUUUGUAUAUGCAGUUGUAGGAUAGAAAUCUGAAUGAAGAAAAAAAGUACUUUACGACCGAUCGUAUGUUGAUGCUGUACAGGCAAGACAGUC
Hypoxylon trugodes is the source of this 3660-nucleotide messenger RNA. RefSeq lists its product as uncharacterized. Gene Ontology annotation, cellular component: endoplasmic reticulum membrane. The record is from RefSeq and is a predicted model, not a curated record. NCBI's taxonomy places the organism in Eukaryota, Fungi, Ascomycota, Sordariomycetes, Xylariales, Hypoxylaceae. Gene Ontology annotation, biological process: GPI anchor biosynthetic process. Gene Ontology annotation, molecular function: mannose-ethanolamine phosphotransferase activity. The coding region runs from base 220 to 3435 and encodes 1071 amino acids. The transcript has a single exon.